UCUGUAGCAUCGAAAGAUGUCGACUUCCGUAAAAUACCAUCGAAAGAGUUCGGCCCCGUAAAAUACCACUGAAAGCUACUACCGUUACCGGAAAAUCGCACUCCGUUAGAUUUUGUUCCUAGAAACCUUUUGGUAUGCUGUUUUCAGAACAUUACACGGCAGCGAAUUGACCUAUCUACCCCUGGCUCCCUUCUUGCCGUAUCCAGACUCGUCUCUCCCCCACAGCCCUGACCUCGCCUCUCCCCCACCCAGGCCCGCCGCCCCCUGUGCCCCCCACGCCCCACCGGCCGGCGACGCUUCGCCCCCACCAAGCGCCGACGUCCCUGCGCCCCACGCAGUGCGCCACUCCUGCUCCCCCCACGCCCCUCCGGCCAGCGACGUAGCCACCCCUCGCGCCCAUCCCCUAGCGACGGCCGGCGCCCCCACCAUCAAUGGCGUCCCUGGAGGAGGCCAAGCCACCACGGACCACGCGCGGGGUCCCCGAGGCGGGUGCCCUCAACCUGCGCGUCUGCAGGGGCGGUGCGCUCGUUCUGAUGGAUUCACUUGAGAUGCCCGAAGGGAAGAGGAAAGGAGAGACUUCAAAAUCCAAGAAGGGAUCCAAGAAUACUUCAAAGAAAUCAAAGAAGGUUGGUGCAACAACCACCUCUACUUCCUUAGUAGUUGAAGAACCAGCAACCACAUCUGCUUCCUUGGUCACUCAAGUACUAGUUAGUCCCGGACCAACAACAAGUAGGAUGGCAUCUUCUACUUCUACUCCAGCAAGACCUCUAGAUUCACCAUUGAGUCCAGGACCUACAACUAGAAGAAUGACCGUGCAAUUAGUUGAUGUACUAAAAUAA
This is a messenger RNA of Panicum virgatum (switchgrass), 839 nucleotides long. RefSeq lists its product as uncharacterized. NCBI's taxonomy places the organism in Eukaryota, Viridiplantae, Streptophyta, Magnoliopsida, Poales, Poaceae. The record is from RefSeq and is a predicted model, not a curated record. The transcript is spliced from 2 exons. The coding region runs from base 432 to 839 and encodes 135 amino acids.